This is a messenger RNA of Liolophura sinensis, 327 nucleotides long. RefSeq names its product bromodomain-containing protein 9-like. The transcript has 3 exons. Lineage: Eukaryota; Metazoa; Mollusca; Polyplacophora; Chitonida; Chitonidae. The record is from RefSeq and is a predicted model, not a curated record. The coding region runs from base 1 to 327 and encodes 108 amino acids.
AUGGGGAGCAAAAAACAUAAAAGCACAAAUCAGAGAAACGAUCUCACGACUAUGAGCGCGAUUCUGCCAAAGAAAGGGGAUCCAGAAGUGAAAGAGGGUAAGUUAACUGGAGAGAAGCCAGGGUUAAAAUUGGUUUUGAACCUGAAAGGAGCGUCCACCCCAACCCCGGAGCCUUUAGCUGAUGUGUACCAUGAAGAGAAAAGACACAAACACAAGAAGAAGAAAAAGAAGAAGUCAAGUGAUAAAGAGAAACACAGGCACCAUGAGAGCCGCAAAAGGGAGCGAAUGUUGUCAGAAAGUGAAUCUGUGACCUUUCCGGACCAUUAG